CACGCAAAGAAACGUGCGCUCGGCACCCAGCAGAACGGUGGUAGCGCGCCCUCGGGCGGCCAUGUGGGCUGGUGCACAAACACAAACGGAGCGCAGGCUAGUGACGUCAGUCCAGAGCGACUCCGCCGUCGCAGCCAGGCAGAGGUAGCUAGCUAGUUCGGCCCACACUCAACUAACAACAUGGUGAAGACGGGGAAAAUUCGUUCCGGAACGGCACAAAAAUUGAAGCGAUGGAAAAAGGGUCACAGCAGCGAUUCAAAUCCUGAGACGAGUCGCUUUCGACAAGCGGCCAAAAGUCGGUUCUUCAGUCGGCCCUCCGAGAAGAGUGGACUGACGGUGGAUGCUCUCGCGCUGCACAAUGACCUGCAGGGCGGCGCUGGCGAGCUGGGGGAGGGCGGAGAGGUGGGCAUGGCCAUGGGGGACGGGGACCAGGCGCUGUCGGUGCGCUCCGGCGCCACCUUUCUGAGCGGAUUGUCCGACUGCUCCAACCUCUCCUUCCGUAAGGUGCAGCGCUACUGGGAGUCCAACUCCGCCGCCCACAAAGAGAUCUGCGCCGUGUUGGCGGCGGUGACAGAAGUGAUCCGUGCUCAGGGCGGGAAGGAGACAGAGACGGAGUACUUUGCUGCGCUGAUGACUACUCUGGAGGCAGUGGAUUCCAGUGAGUCUCUUGCUGCAGUGGCCUACCUGCUCAACCUUGUCCUCAAGAGGGUUCCUGUCCCUGUUCUGAAGAACCGGUUCUCAGAUACGGCCAAAGCCUUCAUGGAUGUGAUGUCAUCACAAGCCAACAGUGACAACAGCUCUUCGCUACGCUGGGUCCUGUCGUGUCUGGCGCUGUUGCUAAAGAAACAGGACGUGGGUGUGUGGAGUUACCCGUCCACCCUUCAGGCCUAUCAUGGCCUCCUCAGUUUCACUGUACACUCCAAACCCAAGGUGCGUAAGGCAGCACAAGAGGGUGUGUGUUCCGUCCUGAGGGGGAGUGACUUCUUGUUUUUAGACAACAGUCCCGCCCACCACCCUGCUGCCACGACAACCGCCAAAUUCUGCUGUAAAGAGAUAGAGCAGGCUGGAGGCAGUAAAGAGGACACCACUACCCUGCAUGUCUUGGGUCUUCUGAAGGAUCUGCUACCCUCCUUUCCCCUCAGCUCUAUCAAAAGCUGCUGUGAGACUCUACUGCGCAUUAUGACCCUCAGCCAUGCGCUGGUCACUGCUGGAGCCAUGCAGGCCUUCCACAAACUCUUCAGCUCCCAAUCCAGCAGUUCUCUUCUGUCUGCAGAACUCAACGCACAGAUCAUCACUGCACUCUAUGACUUCCUACCCAGUGAGAAUGACCUGCAGCCUCUGCUGGCCUGGCUGGUGGUGAUGGAAAAGGCUCACACACACCUGUCCAGUCUGCAGAGCUCGCUGUGCCUGGCUCAUCUCCCGCGCUUCUUCUCCACCACCAUGACCUGUCUGCUGUCACCUCACACUAAGGUCGUCUCCACGGCAACACAUGCCAUGAAGACUCUCCUAGAUGAGUGUGUGUCGCCCCACAUGUCUGCGGUUGGGCCAGUUCUGCCUGGUGCUGCAUCAGGGAACCCGUCUCACAUCUGCAAGAUGUUCUGGUGUGUGGAGGAGGGGCUCUCCUACAGGUACCACGCGUCCUGGCCGUUUGUGUUGCAGGUUCUCGGCAGCUUCUACAGAGGAGCAGGAAAACAAGCUCACGCCAUCAUGGCCAAGAGCCUGCGGUCCCUGUGUGACCUGCGCUCCACUCCGCGGUUCCCGUUCGGUGGGGAGUUGGACCUGGCUGUAGGGAGUGCUGUGGAGAGCAUGGGCCCAGAAUUGGUGCUGAAAGCAGUGCCUCUACUCAUCACCGGCCACCAGGAUGACCUGGAGUUCCCUCGUAGCUGGCUGGUUCCUGUGAUCCGGGAUCACGUGAAAAACACACAACUGGCCUUCUUCUCCACCUACUUCCUGCCUCUGGCCAACACACUCAAACAGAGAGCGGAGGAGCUGGAUCAGGGGGGACAGAAGUUGGAGUCUAAAGUCUACCAGACUCUACAGCAGCAGAUCUGGACCAUGCUGCCAGGGUUCUGCCAGGGGCCCACUGAUGUGGUGGGAGGAUUCUCUGGCCUCGCCCGCACCCUGGGCACCACCCUCAACGAGCGCCCAGACCUCCGUCUGGCCGUCUGCCAGGCUCUACGCACACUCAUCAGGAGCGCAGCGACAGCUGAGGAGAAGGCGGAGCUUAAUCGCUUCUCCAAGAACUUCCUGCCCAUCCUGUUUAACGUGUUUACCCAGAAGCCCCAGGACUCCGAUAGCAGCCCCUACAGACCAGCUUUACUAGACACUAUCAGAGUCUACCUGACUGUCACUGAGCCUAAGAUGGUGUGUUCAUUCUUGCAGAAGGCUACAGAGAGGCUGAGUGAGGCUGAGAGUUGUGAAUUCACGAGGCUGGCAGUGAUGGACCUGGUGGUUGCCAUGGCACCCUGUGUGGAUGAGGCUACCAUGGCCCAGACCUACGAACUCAUCAAACCCUACCUGGAGAGUAAGGAGGCGGGCCUGCAGAAGAAGGCGUAUCGUGUGUUGGAGGAGAUGUGUGGAGGGGAGGGGGAGGCGAGUCGCUCCUUCGUUCUCAACAACCUGCAGCAACUACAGGGGGCGCUAGUGAGCAGCCUGAAGACCGCAGCCUCUCCAGCCAAAAGGCCAAGAUUAAAGUGUUUGAUCCACAUAGUGAAGCAGCUGAAGGAAGAACACAAAGAGUUCAUCAUCACCUUACUACCAGAGGUGAUUAUCUGUACUAAGGAGGUGUCUCUUGGUGCUCGUAAGAACGCUUUCACCCUCCUGAUCGAGAUGGGCAACGCCUUCACCCGUUUCUGCGGCAACCAGAAAGAUGCGCUGGAGGAGUUCCUGUGUGUCAUAUAUGUGGGACUCACUGGAACAGUGACCAUGAUGACCUGCACAGUACUAGCCCUCAGCAGACUUGUCUUCCACUACAGAGAUUCCAUAGAGUCCGCUACAUUGGAACAGCUCCUCCAUAACGUGUGUUUGCUGCUGACGUGUCGUACACGCCAAAUCCUGAAGGUCGCUCUCGGCUUCCUCAAGGUCAUCCUGUUUGUGCUGGACGUCAAGACCCUCGCUGGCCACCUCAGCGUCAUGAUGGAGGCGAUCGGGAACAUUAAAGAUGACAUGCGACGCCACUUUAGAGUCAACCUGAAGAGCAUCUUCACCAAACUCAUUCGCAAGUUUGGGUUUGAGCUGGUGAAGGACAUGUUGCCAGCGGAGCAUCAUAAAGUCUUGGCUAACAUCCGUAAGGUGGAAGCACAGUCUAAGAGAAAGAGAUUGGCUCAGAAGGACGUGGAGGAGGAGUCAGGCAGUGAGGCCGACGCCCCCAAACCCAAAUUCGACAGUAUUGAGGAUAUUCUGGCGGACAGCGACUCAGACCUGUCUGAUGGGGAGGGGCCUAAGAAGCCACAGAAGAAGGCAGUGAAGAAGAGGGGCGGGGCUUGGCUGAAGGAGGGGCUUAGCGAUGAGCCUCUUAACUUCCUGGAUCCACAGGCCUCCCAGAGGGUUCUGGCCACGAACCCUGAGGUGAAGACCCGUCAGGCGAAACACGAAUUCAAGGUGACGUCAGACGGUCGCAUCAUCAUCGAGGAGGAAGAAGACAAACAGAAAAAGAAGAAAGCUGCUGCUGAUGCGGACAUGGAUGAUAUUCUGGUGGAAGCUGGACUCAAAAGUAAGAAGAGCCAGAAGAGGAAAACAGAUGAUGACCUUGAUGAUGACAUGGAGAUGGAGUCACAGACCAAAUAUAAAGCGGGAGGUGCAGGCAUCCACCGGCCACUAGGGGGCAGACCGCAGUCUGGAGCAGAGUACAGAGCAAAGAAGGGGAAAGGGGACGUUAAGAAGAAGGGGAAAGUUGACCCCUACGCCUACAUCCCACUGAAGAAAGAUCAGCUGAACCGCAGGAAGAAGGCCAAACUUCAGGGCCAGUUUAAGGGUAUGGUGCGUGGGGCCCACAAGGGGGCGAUGGCUGCCAAGAGGAUGAGGAAGAACAAGAAAUGAGCAUGAGGGACUCUCUCAUCCUAACACACACACACACACUUUUCAUGGACACGUGACAAAAGGAUACAGUAAACUGACAGUUAUGAAGACCAAUCUAAAAACUCACAUACACACACACUUAUAUACACACACACACACACAAACACACAUACAUACGCACGGCCCUCUCUGACCGUGUGUGUUGACCCCACACCUUCCCUGCUUUGGGCUGUUUUCCGACAGGCAGUUGUGAGGUCAGCUGUCUCAUAGUUAGAGGAGCUCCUGCCUCUCCCCGGCCCCUCUGCAUUGGUGGCUCUGUGUGUGUCAUCCAUUCUCUGUCCACAUGGGGGCGCUCAAGCAAGCAGGAGGCAGGCAGCCCUGUGUAGACUGAGCUCAGUGCUACUGUUUAGUGUGAUGCUUUUCCUGAGAGCUGUGUGUGUGUUUUUAUCUACUCGUGAGACACACAUGAGAAAUCUGCAUUUGUGUUUAUGUACUCGUGAGAUGCACAUGAGAAUUACGCAUGUGUGCACUGAGGUGGAAAGUGUUCGUUUGCUGGACGCUGGUAAGUGAAGAAGCCAAGCUGACCUCUGACCUUUGGACUGACCUGCGUGGGGGCCAAUUUCUGGGCCUCAGUUGGCUGCCAUUGGAUAUGUCUGUGUUGUGUGUUUGCAGAGUUGGGCCACCAGAUGGCGAUAUAAAAACAGGAGAAAUGUGUGUUUAGAAUCUAAAUGCAGUGAAUUAUUAAGAGCCGAAUAAAAGCCUGUUAAACCACAA
Messenger RNA from Clupea harengus (Atlantic herring), 4791 nucleotides. It is a transcript of the gene rrp12, whose product is annotated as ribosomal RNA processing 12 homolog. The record is from RefSeq and is a predicted model, not a curated record. Lineage: Eukaryota; Metazoa; Chordata; Actinopteri; Clupeiformes; Clupeidae.